This is a messenger RNA of Fusarium keratoplasticum, 474 nucleotides long. RefSeq lists its product as uncharacterized. The record is from RefSeq and is a predicted model, not a curated record. The coding region runs from base 1 to 474 and encodes 157 amino acids. The transcript has 2 exons. NCBI's taxonomy places the organism in Eukaryota, Fungi, Ascomycota, Sordariomycetes, Hypocreales, Nectriaceae.
AUGUAUUGUCUCCGCCACCUUGCAACACUUUUCCUUUUUACGGCUCUAUCGCAAGCCGCUCCUCAGAAUGACGACAAAAAGCUUCAACAAAGAGAGCCUGGAGAUAUCCCAAAGAUGCCCAGAGGUUUUGGCGAAGAUGUGGUGACACAUCCGGCCGUCUUGGUGACGACGACGACCAACUACAAGACCAUGCCCGCGGGCACUUACACGGAGACGAUAUCCGAAGGCGCGAUUAGAGUGAUUGUCGUUGUCGAUGCUACUACAACAAGCAAGGCAGAAUGUCCGGCAGAGUGUGAUUGCUCUAGGAUAAAGGACAAGGAGAGCGACGAGUACUUUCAAUGCAUCACAAACCCCAACUGCCGCCCAUGCAGAGAACCCGGGCUCACGUCGACAUCCUCAUCGCCCAGUCCCACGCCUACAUGUCCCAGCUACUGCGACUGCUCCAAGAUCAAGGACAAAGAGAGCGACGAGUAA